AUGCGUUUCGCUCUUUUCUGUUCUAUCGCCCUUGGGGCUGAUAUUGUCGUUGCGAGUGUAUGCAAACCUCGUCACUCGACAGACAGCAGUGGUGUUUCUGGAGAGGCUAGCUCGACUGUUUCUGAGAUCAGUUCCGCUACCGGUACCGAGCUUGAGACUGCCACUACGAGCGCUGUAUCCUCGUAUGUGACCAUCGAGACCACUGCUUCUGUCGAUUUGUCUACCAGUGCUGUAACACUUACCUCCGAGGACGAAACUACCGCUGAGACGAUGAGCUCUGAGCUUUCGUCCACCUACACCGAAGACAGCAUCACGACUGUCUCUGAAGCCACCACAAUCAUCGCCGAGACAACAACGACUGCCUUUGAUGAAAGCACCACAACGCUGGCCGAAACAACAACCACAGCCGCCGCACCUCCUAUCCAAACCUUCCAAGUCACUGCUCAAGGAGUAGGUCCGCUAUUGGGCUUCCCUUCCCCAGGCUCAGUAAUAGCCUUCAACCUUCAAAACAACCCACCUCUUUCACUCACUCUCGACCCCGAAUCGUCUCACGUACGCGUAGGCGGCCUCUACUGGUGCGUUUCGUACCAGAUGAACCCUGCCCACCCGGCAUCAUUGUCUCUUUGCAGUGAAGACCAAAGGGAUAGCGCGGGCUUUCUUACUUGCGAUGAGAGUCUACAGUGCUCUGCUCCGGCUGGAUUGUGUGGUUUCAACGUAGAGAACAUGGAGGAAGGAUGUUGGACUACGCCUGGUGUGUUUUCGAAGUUCUAUGUUCUGGACACGGGCAACAGCUUCCGUCUUUUCCUGGUCUCUGUAGAUAAUUCUCUUUCUGGGAGCCAAUGGUCGACUGUUGAGCUUCAAGCUGCCCCGGCGGCCCUUGGUGAUUGA
This is a messenger RNA of Fusarium coffeatum, 888 nucleotides long. RefSeq lists its product as uncharacterized. Bases 1 to 888 code for a protein of 295 amino acids. The transcript is spliced from 2 exons. The record is from RefSeq and is a predicted model, not a curated record. Lineage: Eukaryota; Fungi; Ascomycota; Sordariomycetes; Hypocreales; Nectriaceae.